GGAGGCCGGGCCCGCAGCCGGGGCCUCGGGGAGCGCAGCGCUUCGCUCAGUGUCCGCCAUGGCCCGCACGCCUCUCCUCCUCCUCCACCUCCUCCUGGCGCUCUGCACAGGUUUCGUGAGGUCUGCGCCCACUCAGCAGCCCUCGGCGUCUGUGGCCCUGGGCCAGACGGCCACACUCACCUGCUCCGGGGUUAGCAGUAACUAUGUUUCCUGGUACCAGCAGAAACCCGGCCGGGCCCCGGUGCUGGUUAUAUACUAUAGUAACAAGCGACCCUCCGGGAUCCCCGACCGGUUCUCCGGCUCCAAGUCCGGGAGCACGGCCACGCUGACCAUCGCCGGGGCCCAGGCCGAGGACGAGGCCGAUUAUUAUUGUCAGGACUAUGCAAGCAGUAGUAAUCCUGUAUUCGGCGGGGGAACGCAUCUCACCGUCCUUGGUCAGCCCAAGGCAUCUCCCACCGUGAAUAUGUUCGCUCCGUCCUCCGCUGAGCUGGACUCCAAAAAGGCCACCCUGGUGUGCCUCAUGGGCGGCUUCUACCCGGGUUCUGUGACCGUGACCUGGAAGGCGGAUGGCGCCACCGUGUCUGAGGGCGUGGAGACCACCAAGCCCUCCAAGCAGACGGACAACAAGUACAUGGCCAGCAGCUACCUGACCCUGACCCCGGCCCAGUGGAAGGCGAAGAACAGCUACACCUGCCAGGUCACCCACGACGGGAAGGUCUUCGAGAAGUCCGUGUCCCCAUCCGAGUGCUCUUAGGCACAUCCUCCCACUCUCCUUCGACCCCCACCUGAGUCAGUGGUCACUCGGGCCGCCCUGCAGCCUGGGCAACCCCCAACCCGUUGACCCCUCGACUGUUGGGGGGGGAUUCUUUCCAUACCCUCUCCCUCUCGCCUCCCACCUCCGCCCCCACGGGGCUCUGGUUGGCUUAGGCUGGGAAGGGACUUCCUGUCGCUGUGGUCUUCCUGUCUGGGAGCACACAUUACCCUCCUUCUUCAAUAAAAGACUUCAUUUUCUCAGCCAA
Ornithorhynchus anatinus (platypus) is the source of this 1019-nucleotide messenger RNA. Its product is annotated as immunoglobulin lambda-1 light chain. Gene Ontology annotation, cellular component: MHC class II protein complex. The record is from RefSeq and is a predicted model, not a curated record. The coding region runs from base 59 to 754 and encodes 231 amino acids. Gene Ontology annotation, biological process: positive regulation of T cell activation; immunoglobulin production involved in immunoglobulin-mediated immune response; antigen processing and presentation of exogenous peptide antigen via MHC class II. NCBI's taxonomy places the organism in Eukaryota, Metazoa, Chordata, Mammalia, Monotremata, Ornithorhynchidae. Gene Ontology annotation, molecular function: MHC class II protein complex binding. The transcript is spliced from 4 exons.